Liolophura sinensis is the source of this 3994-nucleotide messenger RNA. Its product is annotated as amphiphysin-like. Gene Ontology annotation, cellular component: cytoplasm; plasma membrane. Gene Ontology annotation, molecular function: protein binding; phospholipid binding. Bases 216 to 1754 code for a protein of 512 amino acids. NCBI's taxonomy places the organism in Eukaryota, Metazoa, Mollusca, Polyplacophora, Chitonida, Chitonidae. The transcript is spliced from 14 exons. The record is from RefSeq and is a predicted model, not a curated record.
AUUACGUCAAUAUAUCCAGUGAUGUGAUAGGGAAAUGCUGGUUACUUUAAAAUACAGUAGUUGGAUGUAUCAUUCAGAUUGUUGAGUGUUUAUCUUAUGCUGUGGAUAACAAUUUUUUCAGUGGCGGCAGUCGGGCAAGUCCAUUCUUAACGUGGGGAGAAAGGCAGGAGCUGUUGAGCGAACCUGGGGCCAGAAGGUCAGAGGAUUGUAGCGAAAUGGCAGACCACGGAAAAGGAGGAAAAUUCCUUGCCAAAGCCCAGAAACAGUUAUUCCGGACAAAAGCUAAGGUGUUACAAAACUUGGGAAAAGCAGACAAGACCACAGACACCAACUUUGAUGAUUAUGUCACCAACUUUGCCAAAUUACAGGGUUCUGUAUCCAAACUACAGAAGGAGCUCAAGAAUUACAUAAUGUGUGCUAAAGGAAUGGCAGUGGCGAGUAAAGCUUUUUGUGAUGUUCUCUUGGAACUAUAUGAACCAGACUGGACAAAAGAAUCUGAUUUUAAACAGUCAGUCAAUAGUAUUGAAUUACUGUGGAAUAAUUACCUGAUGACAUUGGAGUCUCAGGUGAAUGAUCCAAUAGCUACUUACCUGUCCCAUUUCCCACCUCUCAAGGCCAAAGUUGCCAAACGGGGCAGGAAACUGGUGGAUUAUGACAGUGCCAGACACACUCUGGAAGCCCUACAGAACACAAAGAAAAAAGACGAGGCUAAAAUAGCUAAGGCAAAGGAAGAGUUAAAUGAGGCCAAGCGUAUCUACGAGGACCUGAACAAAGAUCUGUCCAAUGAUUUACCCAGACUCCAUGAGAGCCGAGGAUCCUUUUAUGCUUCAACUUUCCAGAAUUACUUCUCAGCUGAAAACAUCUUUCAUGAAAACGUUGGAAAGAUCAAUGGUGCCCUAGGCGAAGUGGCAGACAAGCUGGCCAAAGACAACGUUGCUCAUGUGUUUGUGGCCACCAUGCGGCCUGUCUCCAAGACAGACUCUUUAGGUUCAAGGUCAUCCAGAUCAGAGCCAUCAAUAUCCAAUGGAAGUGAGCGAGCAGCAAUCCCUGAGAGUGACCGUGCUUCUCAUUCUGAUGUGGAGCGGGUGUCGCACGCGGAAGCUGAGCGGGUUACCCACACAGAGCUGGACAGGAAGUCACACCCAACCACCACACCUAACCUGUACGUGGAACCAGAGGAUGAUGCUUCAUUACCAGAAGAAGAAGAGGUAGAUACAGAACCAUCAGUUGAGGAACCUCCUAGAGAACAGGUGCGAGUCGGACAAGAUUAUGAAAAUAUUACUGUGAAGCAGAAUGGGACUGGUGUGACAAAAUCAAAUGCUGAAAGACCCUCACAAUUGGAACAGAAAAAUGCUGUCGAGAAUGAAGUGGAGGUGAAAUCUGAACAAACCAGAUCUACCUCAGAGAACAAAGACGAGGAAAGAACAAAGAAGGAACCAGAUCAUAAAGAAAAUUCCAAGAAGGAUGGCCAGAAGGAUGCAGAUGAAGAUUCUGAUGAUGAGAAGCACCUGUAUCAAGUCCCAACCUCUAAUGAACCAGUGGCUACACCUCCACCUGGUGUGCUCUUCCAGGUUUGUGCCACUCACCCCUACACAAGUGAAGACGGAGAUGAACUGUCUUUUGAGGCAGGGGAGGUAAUCUUUGUUAUCGAAUAUGAAGAUCCAGAAGAACAGGAUGAAGGUUGGCUCAUGGGUAUUAAACAGUCAGACGGUCUCAAGGGAGUUUUCCCAGAAAAUUUCACCAAGCGUAUGUGAUCUCGUAUCUGUAGAAUACUCCCCAGUGCUCGAUUUCUCAGAGGAGUUGUAAUGCUAAGCUGGCCUACUCACCGUGAAGUAACAUACUGAAGGCAUGGCCUGGUAUUUGCAACUGGCGUAACGCUAUGACCACUUUGAGAAACAGCCACUAGGAAAUUGUCGAGAUGACUCAAUCACUAUGGUAACACAUAGACUGUGUCACUAUGGUAACACAGGAAGGUGUUGGUUUGUAGACUAGAAAACACCAACCCAGAAGUUCAGCAUUCCUCAGCUGUGGAGAUAUUGACUGUCACAAACAAGAGAGAUGAAGGUAUCAUUAUGAUGAUGAAACAAAUGAGUGUAUCUCUCCCACAUUGUUGUUAUUGUAGUGUCAUUCUGAACAGGUAUUGCAUUCCUACUGUUUUAUCAUCCCUCAUGAUCAUGAUCCGUCAUGACUUGUACAAACUGUAAAUGUCAUAUUGGCAACGUGCUCUUGGGUAAAUCUUGUUUCUGGGUUGUUAACCUUAUGUAGCCAUUCAGAGUUUUGCACAAAUACAAAUUAUUGCCAGGAAGACUGACACAGUUUUUCACAAAGCUUCAUUACUAGGUCAAAUGGGUAUGUUGUCCAGUUUUACGUAACGUUUUAUUUUUGUUCUCUUGUCAAUAGUAAUGUUGAUAUACAAAUGCUCAUUUGUGACCUGAAAACUUGAUAACAAGGGUGGAUGAAACACACUGGAGAUGUGCAAGUUGGAUCAAGUAGAGAAAAGGCGGUCCAGAAUGGACAUUUUGUAUACAUGUACAUCUAGCUUUUAUUUGUGACACAUGUUCCUGCUUUUAUCAUAUUUUAUCAUCAUUCUGGAGAACAUUUUAUAGCACGAGGUCAGUGAUACAUGGUAGUAAUUGUAAUGUGAUUACACUGUGGUGCAAGCUGUAUAUUUUAUUUUUAAACUUUAAUAUUUGUAGCUUUAACAUUUUCAAGGAAAUUUUCUGCAAAAUAUUUGUUUUUCUUUUCCUUUUUGUUGGUUGUUGAGUAAAUGUAAAAGAUGUAUACUGUUACAUAAGUUUUUGAAGCAGAUUGCUUGCUCAGUAAAGAAAUGUGUUUUUACCUAUUUACAUAUUCGUGAUUAAUUUCACUGCCACUGUCUCUGCCUAUUGUCAAAGGAAAUACUGUAUAUAUUGGUUUGGGUAUCUGUAGUCAAUGCGUUUUAAAAGUGAAUUCAGCUACACUGUACUUAAGAAUGUUUUACACUAUGACACCUUUGGCUUUAUGUGUGCUUAUUCAUGUUUGCAAACAUUAAAAUGAAAAUGAUCAGUUUGUUUUCUAAGGUAUGGAAAUUAUUGUUAUAAAUAACAUUUGCUGAGAUAGAAUAUGGAAGUUUCAAGUUAUCGCAAAUGGUACAAAAAGUCCUACUAUAUGCAAUGUGACCUGUCAGAAAUGUCAGGGGACUUUUUGAUUACGUAUGCUGUAACAUGGAUGUUUGACAACAUGGUGAAACAGGUGAUCAGUAAAUUAACAUCUUUUACAUGAUACAGUAGGAUUUUACGUGAUACAGUAGGAUUUUUUUUACCUUUAAUGCAAAAAAAAAAAAAAUUUGGUCUCUAAACAUUCCAAAUUGUAAACUUUUGUAAACAAAUAUGACUCGGUUCUGAUAGCUGUUAGAUUUUUGUUUUAUUCCCUGACAUGCAUACACACUUGUUUAUUUGCAUUAAACAGAGGAUGCUUUUCAGUAUGUCACAGUAAACUCUUUAAAGAAAAAACCUGAUGAAAAGCGUUUUACAAUGGUCUUUUAUCUUAGCUGAUGUGUAUUUUAUUUACACUAAAUGUUUUCUGCUCCUUAAAAUUUGUUUGGACAGUGUUAAUAGUUCCUCUGUACAUCUGUAAUGUAUGUCAGAUUUGUCUCCCUUCAUCUGGUUUUGUGCCAGUUUUAUAUAUUGGAUGUACAUUGUAUCUUUGAAAGUUAUGAAAAUCAAGGUUCCUUUAUGUCAAAUUGUUUCCAACUAAAUCAUUCCAGUUUUUUACUCUGAAUAAUUAAGCUUUUCCCAUUUUUGGUGGAUCUCUUUCAUUAAAACAAGAAUGAAAGCAAACUGUGCAGAGCUUGUGUUAUAGGAAAAGUUGAGCAAUGGUAACUUCAGAAUUCCAUGCCACUUGCCUGUCAGAGAAUGCCACAGAUGAUAAAUGUGUAUGUUGGUAGUGAGAAUUUGGAUGUAAAAUAAAUGUUAGAGGUAAGUGCUUUACUUCUGUCUGUAUAAUACAUGGGUAU